Molecule: messenger RNA, 4847 nt
Organism: Sapajus apella (tufted capuchin)
Lineage: Eukaryota; Metazoa; Chordata; Mammalia; Primates; Cebidae
Gene: LIPJ
Product: lipase family member J
Exons: 11
Coding region: 3522-4781 (419 amino acids)
Biological process (GO): lipid metabolic process
Cellular component (GO): intracellular membrane-bounded organelle
Molecular function (GO): hydrolase activity, acting on ester bonds
Source: RefSeq, a predicted model, not a curated record
CCUGUCUUUGGGGUCCGGGCGCAGCCAGAUAGGUUCCACACUCCGGCCUGCCCCUCGCCAGAAAAGCCUGGAAAUCGUGUGGGCUAUUGUUGGGAGAAUCUGCCUCGCCACAGAGCUGACGUUGACUACAGCGGAGAACCAGCUUAACCCGUAUACUGCGAUAGCUCUCUUGCCUGUUGGGAUUUUUGCUAUUUUAAUAUUCUAGUUUUGAAAGUGGGAAGAAGAAACACCAGUGAUACCACGGGAAAACUUCCCUCUAAUGCUUGAACAGCUACUAUGAGCAUAAUAGAAACACUCUGGAAUCUGGGAGACAUUUUUCUUAGACCUGGGAUUUUGUGUAACUUUCCUGAACCUCAAUUUCUCCAUCUAGAAAAUGGGAACAAUAACGUAUACAUUUCAAACUUGUAAAGAUUAAAGAUACUUGAUUAAUCAGAAAAUUACAAAUUACUCUUCAAUAAAUACUAAGUUCUAUGUCAGAACGCAUUCCGUAUGUACUAAGGAAUAUAAAGACGAACAAGAGAAGGAUUGGUGCCAUUGCCAUUGUUUUUAUUUCCUCCUCCUAACAUUGUACUGGAAGUUUUCAAUGAAACGGCACAAGGCAAUCAGAAUACUGAAUUAUUAAAUAAUUAAGUUCACUAACUUGCAGAUAAAUUAUUACCUGGAAAACUAAGAAACCGAUUAAGUAUCAGCACCAAUAAGAAAAUUGACAAUGGUAACCAAUUAUAAUGGAAACAUUUAAAAAUCAGAAUAUUUACUUCAUGUCUACCUCAUGAAAAAAAUUACCAUGUAUCAAAUGGGUGAUGAAUUAAUAAUAGAUGUAUCUAAUUAAAGAACUGGAAGAAAAUGUAGCUGGGCAUAUAUGACUAAAAAAAUAUUUUUAACCAUAAAAAUCAAAGAUGGAAUUGAACAGAAAAACAUUGAAUACAUAAUCAUUUACAACUUGUAUAGUACCAAAUAUACAAGACAAAAUACAAAUAGUAAAUUUCGGAAAGGUAUUAAAGUUUAUAUUAUUUAAAGACAUUAUACAAAGUCUUAAAGACACAAAUGACAAAAGCCAAAAGGAAAAUAUGUAUAUAUUGGAUAGAGUUCUUGAAUCAAAAGAAAUACAUAAGUCCAAUAAGCAUGUGUUUAAUUUUUUCUAUUCAAAUACAGAUUAAAAGGAGGUACUAUUUUUCAUUUGUUGGGCUUUUUUUUUUUUUUUUUUUUAAACCUGAGACAGGGUCUUGCUCUGUCCCCUAGGCGAGUGUGCAGUGGCACAAUCAGGGCUCACUGCAGCCUUGACUUCUUAGGCACAAGCCAUUCUCCUUCCUCAGCCACUGGAGUAGCUGGGACUACAGGUGACCACCACGACACCUGGCUAAUUUUGUGUGUGUGUGUAUGUGUGUGUGUGUAUUUUUCGUAGAGACAAGGUUUUGCCAUGUUUCCCAGGCUAGGAAUAACUUUUGUAAAUGUGAAAUGUCUUCAUUUGUAGGGAUACAGCAAAAUAUACAAUAGUAUAUUACUGAUGGAAGUGUACUAGAGAAAUUUUUCAUAAUAUAGUUUGAUACUCUGUCAAAAGCCUUAAAGUAUGCCCUUUAACGCAGACAUUUAUCUUGGGAAAAUAGUGUACAAGUAUAUAUUAAAGUUUAUGAUUUUUCUGAAAUUAAAAGUUCAGAUUUCUCUGAAAUUAAAAGCUUAAUGUGAUUCACAGCCAUAGAAAGUCUUAAAAUCUCAAAAUUGUCUGGAAAGGACAUUUAAAUUAAUCAAUUUCACCUGCCCUCUGCAACCAUUUUAUACAUGUUAGUACAGACACUAAGUUCAGGUGAGUUUACCCAAACUUACCUAUUAUCUCAGUGGUGAAGCAAGGGCAGACCUUCAUGGUCUUCUGAGUCUGCUCUCCUGCUUUUUUCCAUCCUUUCCUGCUUUCUUACUUCUGUUAAUAAUUUGAUCAUCUUGGACAAUGAGACUUGAAACUUCAUAAUUAUCUUCUAUAGCUUCUUUUUUCUCAUCCUUGAUACCUAUCAGUCCUCAGGCCUUUUUGAUCCUUUCUCCAUUGUCUCUUGAAUCCAACCACAUUAGAUUGCACAACAGAAAAGUUGCUCAAAUUCCAUUUCCACCAGCAAUGGUAGAAAACAGAUAGUGAACAGAUAGAAUAUUGUAAAGUCGGAACAUUUUCUUCACUGCACUCUGCCAACUGUGAACAUUUAUCAUUUCAAAGAGUAAUUGCCAAAAAAUUAAUUCACCACUUGAGUUCAAGCCAUCAGGUUUUUUUUAAGCCAGUCAAAUUUAGCACUGGAGGGUUGUAUACCAACUUUAGUGACAUUACUGUUAAUAAAUUCUGAUAAGCCAUUACCAUCAGACCAGUUCAAACCAUCGGUUCUUACCUUAAUUAUUACAGUAGCUUUCUAACUAGUCUUCCUACUUAGCAGUUCUGCACCCAGCUUCUAGAUGAGUCACCACCAUACUCAAAAACUUUCUGUAGCUCUCAGUUUCAUACAUAAUUAAGUUCCACUGCAUUAACUUGGCACAAAAAAUAUUCAAUAAUAUAUUCUUAUUCUAUGGUUGUCUCUUAACGUUUGUAUCUUCAUUUCUUCUAUGCUGUGGCUGAACCGAAUUGCUUUCUUUUCCUUGAACACACUUACCUAUGGCAGAAGAAAACCUUUCCUUGUGCUGUUCUCUGUGUAUAGAGCAUCCUUGUUAGACUUGCAUCUCCUGCAGUUGUGAAUUUGCAUUAACCCUUCACUGUCGUUUUCCUUUCUCCCUAUGAUCAUGCACUCUUUCAAAACAGUUAUCCAGAAUUUUGAAUUGCUGUGGCCAUCAAAUGGAAGUAGCCAUAGUGGCUUACAAUUUCUCCUUAUGCCUAGCCUCCAGAAUGGGUUGCAUCUGAUUUCACAGUUAAUAGAGUAAUGGGUCCAUGGUUGACUACUUGACAGUAGUACAUCUUUCUGGAAAGGUAAGAAUGACUAGAUGACCUAGAGAAAAUUAGGAUUGCAAGAUAGAUGAGACAGCCUCCUUGUCAAAUAUUUGUUCUUCCUAAUCACUUUGACCUUUUCCCUUGACUUUUUUCCUAUUCUUGAUCUUUUCAAGGCUGAUUCCAUGAAUGACUUCAUUCAAAUCAGCUUAAAAGUGGUCACCUAAAAGUGGUAUUCUCUGACCACUUGACCUAAAAUAGCCACCCAGUGACUCCCUAUUUCAUCAAAUGAUGGAAAAAUGAAUGCUUUAUUUUCUUCAUCUCAAUCCCUUUCUAGAAGUAAUUUGCUUCUUUACCUGUUUACUUAUUUAUUGUUUAUUUAUUGUUUUUCUCCUACUAGAAUUUAAGCACCAAGAGGGUAGAAAUUUUGUCAUAUUUAGUACAGUUUCCCUGGCAACUAGAAUCAAAGUGAGAAUUCUCAGAGACUAUGAGGGUUCACUAUCUGUUUGCUGGAAGAUAUACAAGACUUUUGUGGAUAAUACUUAAAGCGAGAUAGGCCGGAUGUAUAAUGUACUUUUUCUUAGCUUUCCUAUGACUCUACUUAGCAACCUUUGCUAAAAGAAACACAACGAUGAUUCACUACUUUGAAGACACAUACACUAGACACUUAAAAUCAACAAAAGCAGAGAGGUCCCAAAUGUGGUAUCUUUUCACAAUAAUGUAUUUUAUCCGAAUUCUUGGAAUUGCUCAUGGUGUAAUUCAGAAUCAAAGAUCUGUGAACCCUGAGGCAGAUAUGAAUAUUAGCCAAAUUAUUUCCUACUGGGGCUACCCUGAUGAAGAAUAUGAUAUUGUAACUGAAGAUGGUUAUAUCCUUGGCCUUUUUAGAAUUCCUUAUGGGAAGACAAACAAUAAUAAAAAUCUAGUUCAGAGGGUUGUAUACUUGCAACAUGGUUUGCUUACAUCUGCCAGCAGCUGGAUUUCCAAUCUUCCCAACAAUAGUCUGGGCUUCAUUCUGGCAGAUGCUGGUUAUGAUGUGUGGAUGGGAAAUAGCAGAGGAAAUACCUGGUCCAGGAAACACUUGUACCUAGAAACAAAUUCCAAAGAAUUCUGGGCUUUCAGUUUUGAUGAGAUGGCAAAAUAUGACCUUCCAGCUUCCAUUGAUUUCAUUGUGAAGAAAACCAGACAAGAGGAAAUAUUUUAUGUAGGCCAUUCACAGGGCACUACUAUUGGUUUCAUAACAUUUUCUACUAUACCAAAGAUAGCUGAAAGAGUCAAAAUAUUUUUUGCCCUAGCACCAGUUUUUUCCACAAAGUACUUAAAAAGUCCUUUAAUUACAAUUACCUACAAAUGGAAGUCAAUAGUGAAGGUGUUUUCCGGCAACAAAGACUUCUUAUCUAAAACCUCAUUUAAAAAAUUUGUUGGUUCAAAGCUGUGUCCACUACAGAUUUUUGAAAAGAUUUGCCUCAAUAUCUUGUUUAUGAUGUGUGGGUAUGACCCAAAAAACUUAAAUAUGAGUCGUUUGGAUGUAUAUUUUUCACACAACCCAGCAGGAACAUCUAUUCAAAAUAUGCUCCAUUGGAGUCAGCUUUUAAAUUCUACUCAUUUGAAAGCUUAUGACUGGGGCAGUCCUGAUCUGAACUUGGUUCAUUAUAAUCAGACAACAUCUCCAUUAUACAAUGUGACAAACAUGAAUGUGGCAACUGCAAUUUGGAAUGGUGAAAGGGACUUAUUGGCAGACCCUGAAGACGUUAAAAUUCUACAUUCUGAAAUCACAAACCGCAUUUAUUAUAAAACUAUUUCUUACUACAAUCAUAUAGACUUUUUGUUUGGAUUAGAUGUCUAUGAUCAAGUUUACCAUGAAAUCAUUGAUAUUAUCCAAGAUAAUCUAUAAAGAACCAUGGCACUGUGUGUUUAAAGAUCUAUAUUAUUCCUACUAAAAUCCAAUUCUUAUAUUUUU